Plectropomus leopardus (leopard coralgrouper) is the source of this 1589-nucleotide messenger RNA. RefSeq names its product cell division cycle associated 8 (gene cdca8). The record is from RefSeq and is a predicted model, not a curated record. Gene Ontology annotation, biological process: mitotic sister chromatid segregation. NCBI's taxonomy places the organism in Eukaryota, Metazoa, Chordata, Actinopteri, Perciformes, Serranidae. Gene Ontology annotation, cellular component: chromosome, centromeric region; spindle midzone; chromosome passenger complex.
UCCUCGCGCAGAUAUUUGAAAACGGCUUUGUGAAGAAGGAAGAGAGGCGAGUGUCCGACCGAAAAAAACAUAAUUAAAUAUGGCUCCCAGAAAAAGGACAACGAAGCAACGGAAAAACAAUCCCAAGACGGCCAAGCUGGAAGCUUUUCUGGAGGAUUUCGACAGUGAAGUGAAGACCAGAGUUGGACAACUGAAAGAGAAGAUCAACCAGCUGCUGAAAGAUGUUGACAACAGCUACAACAUGGCAGUAAUUAAGCUCCCCAAGGCCGUCAGACAAAUGGUCUGGCUGGAACAUUUAAAGUCUGAGAAACCAAAGUCACCAGAAGUGGAUAAUAUAAAGAGACAAGAGGAAGCUGCUAUUGUUGAGAGCGUUGUGGCCGAGGACCACACAGUCCUUCUGAAAUCAGUCAAGAAAACAUCAAAGAAAAAAGGUGGAGCCAAAUCCAGUCCAGAGGAUGAAAACACUCCAAGAAAGGGGAAAGCAACAAGGAAACCGCCAACUACAUCGAAAAGAGCGAAGGCGCUGGCAGUCAGCAAGCAGAACAGCACCAUCAGACGAUCGACCAGGAAGCCUCUGGUCACUCCUGCCAGGAGUAUGCUGGACUCUUCACUGAUGAUGGGCCCGACUCCCCUCAUCACCCCGCGCUUUGACCCAAGGCUGCCUAAGACCCCCGCCGUGAGGAUUCCCCGCCACAAAGAGAGGGUUUACAGCAUUUCAGUCAACGGCUCGCCCAUUGCAGCAGGAAAUGAGGACAUUGUCAUCAACGUCCCGGUCGGCAACGGAGAGAGCAUUCAGCUGUUGGCCAGUCAGAUGGACUCAGUGGAUCUGUCUCUACUGGACGAAACUGCUCUGAAGAGCAUUCGGCUGCUGCAGAAUCGGCUCACAACCCUGUGUGGAACAUCAGAGUGACCCGACCGUCUGCUGCUGACUUGUACAUUACUUUUAAGAAAUUUUAUCCUUAUUUCAAAGCUUCACCUCCUCUCUGGCUGGUUCUGUUUUUUUUUUUACUGAUAGGGGAGAUUUUAAAAGAUGUAACAUACACAGGUUUUAUAAAAACCAUGUUUUGUCAGUGCUCUGUUUUACUGGAUAAAUUCUAGUAAAUGUGUUGAUUUAAAGAAAAAAAUCAACACAUUUACUGGAAUUUAUCCAGUUAAUGAAAACUGUCAAAUGUAUAAAUGUUGUUGAAAUGUAUUUUACCAUAUACUACUGUUUCAUUAAUUUACUUUUGUAAGAGUCGAGUUAACAGCCCGACCUAAUUAACCUUUUCAUUUUUAUUGGGUGUCACCUCCUGCUUUUGUAGCUUUAGGCGUAAUCUUUGCUGGAAUUCUGCCUGUUUGUCUCAUUUAGGUUUUUUUGUGGUCUUUCACUCCUGUUGUCCAGUCAGACUUGUAAAGUUUGGGUAUUAGCUGUUGUGCAUGCCCUCUCAGACAGUUAAUUGACAGAGCUGCACUCUGCAAAUAUGAUUUACUGUUCAUUCUUUGAUCUGUAAGUACACUCUAAUCUUACUUUUUUGUGUGAAUCAAUAGUCCUCUGUGUACAUAGAUCACUCUGUCUGCCAAACUGAUAAACGAUUUUCACCACAGCUUUA